AGCGAGAGGAUUAUUCCUUUUAUAAGGAGUAUGGGACUGAUAGAUGCCCCGAUUUCAACGACAAACCUUAGGCGGGACGACGAUAUUUGAUGGAUUGGGACAAAUGUCAUCGGUCAGGGGAUAACGACGCAGUAAUAGAGGAGAUGCAAGAGAAGAUGAAGGAAAUGACUAGGCAAAUAGCAAAUUUCGAAACAAAGGUCGGAACCACGUACCGGGACAAGCCUGGAUCCCCCUACUCUCUGCGAUGGGAUCGUCGGAAUACCGACCCGUGGAGGAGCGUCGAACACCUUAACCCUCGCACGUUAGCUGAUUAUCGCGCGAGGGAAAGAGAUGAAGAUGAACAGAGACGAAGAGACGAGGAGGAUCGUAGACGUAGGGACGAGGAGGAUCGAAGGCGCAGAGAAGAAGACGAUCGAAAACGUAGAGAGGACGAAGAGCGGAGGUGCAGGGAUGAUAAUAUAGACCGAGACCGGCGGCGUGAUGGGUAUCGAGGGGGAGAUUCUUACGGUCGAGGAGACAGAGCCGAGCAGUAUCCGCACAGUCCCAGAGACCAGUACCCGCACAGUCCCAGAUACGGUGGGGGUGCCGAAGGGUACCGGAGCCUGGACAACUUUAACUCGAGGGAUAGAGAGGACUCCCGCGGUCGAUGGGAGUCGGAUAGGGACCGCCGAGAUGGAUAUCGAAGCGGAUACGAGCGGAACGAGGCCCUGGCGGUUCGAUCGGGAUUAGACCUGUAUAGGUCGUACCAAUUUGAGAUAGAUACCGCUGAUGGGAGGAAGCAGAGGGUCGCUGGAGUUUGUCACAAGGCAACAAUCGAGGUCGAAGGACUGAGAGUGACGAUGCCCGUUUUCGCAGUUCGGGAUUGCAGCGCAGAGUUAUUAUUGGGACGGACAUGGCUAAGUCACGUCCAUGCUGUUACUAUAGAACGGCCGGAUGGAAGCCAUAUGCUUUCCAUCAAGCGUCCAGAUGGUGGGCGGAUCAUGAUGGAGACGGUAGAGCCUCGGGAUCCGAGGAAUAGAGCGGUUCUCGCCGCAGGGAGCCGUGUACCAGUUGCCCUUGCGAGUCGAUCACUAAUCUUUCGCGAAAAGAAGUAUGGACCUCUGCUUACAGAAGAAGAAGGUCAGAUAGUCGAAGUCGAAGAUUUAGGGACUCGGAAGGUUAAGCCGGCGGCUGUAGCACGAGAGCGAUCCGCGUUGGAUGGAUUAUCUGAAGAAGAGAUCGUUAGAGAGAUUAAAGAAAAGAAGAGGAAGGAGCCGCAACGGCUGACAGAAAAGAGGAUAGCGGAGAUGGACAUAGGCGAUGAGAAUCUAACUCAACCGGAGAAAGAGCGAGUGUUGGAAGUCCUUAAGUCUUGCGACAAAGCCAUAACAUUCAGUGAUGCGGAGAGAGGAAGGAUUGAUCCUAGAUGUGCUAAGCCGGCAAGAAUCUACAUGAUUCCGCAUACGCUGUGGAAUGACGCAGGGUGGAAGUUUGCUCAGAAAGAGAAGGAAGAGGUGAUCUCCCUUCUCAAAGAGAAGAUGACAUCUCACGUAGUUGAACCAUGUGAUAGCACGUACGCGAAUAGAUGGUUCUUCUUAAGGAAGCCUAACGAAAAGAUUCGGUGGAUUCAAGACCUUCAGAAGGUAAAUGCGGUAGCAAUUCGAGAUGUUGGCUCCGUACCUCUUGCUGAUCUACUAGCAGAGAGAGCGGCAGGCAGAUCCAUUUAUUAUGUCUCUGAUUUAUUUUCAGGAUAUGACGAGAUACCACUAGAUCCGAGAGAUAGGCAUCUCACAGCCAUGCACACGCCGCUCGGAUUAGUGCAGAUGAUGGUCGUUCCGAUGGGAUGGACCAAUGGGGUAGCGGUCUUUCAAAGAGCCAUGGUAGCGGUUCUGAAAGACUUUAUCCCAGAUAAAGUAGAAGUUUUCCUGGACGACUUUCCGAUAAAAGGACCGGUGUUGAAAGAUGAGACGGAAGUCGCUCCUGGAGUCAGGAGGUUCGUAGAGCAACACAUGACGGACAUUUACGCUAUUUUGGAACAACAAGAUGAAGCUAACCUGACGGUUAGCGGGACAAAGAGUCGAUGGGUCGUAUCGACGAUUAAAAUUCUAGUGUUUAUAUGCGAUGCGAAAGGCCGACGCCCCGACCCUGGGAAGCUGGAGAAGUUGUUGAAUUGGCCGACUCCAUUGCACGGUGCAACUGAAGUUCGCCAGUUUUUAGGUGUUGUUGGUUAUUGGCAGAUCUUCAUACGCGGAUAUGCGGAGAAGGCAGAGCCUCUGCGCACACUUCUUAGGAAGACUGAGAAGUUCUACUGGGAUUUUUCUCAAGAGCUUGGAGUGCAAUCCCUCAAGGAAGAGUUUAAGGAAGGCGGCCGAAUUCUAGGUGUGCCAUUCUUUGAGGACGAGACAGACAGACCGUUCAUAGUAUCUACGGAUGCUGGGCCGUGUUCGGUUGGGGGAUUGCUCUCUCAAAAGGACGCUGACGGCAAGGAAAGACCAUUGAGGUUCGAGAGCCGAACACUCAAUACUGCAGAACGUAAUUACACUCAAUUUAAGAAGGAAGUGUUAGCUGUUCUACGGUGCUUAGAUACCUUCAGGCAUUACAUAUACGGGAGACGAUUUGUUCUUAGGGUAGACCCUACGGCUGUAGCAUCAGUCCUACAGAAGGAUUUCAGUUUGACGGAUCCUACGAUUGCGCUAUGGCUGAUCAGGAUUCGACUUUAUGAUUAUACUGUAGAGAGGAUUUCCGAGGCGAAGAACGCUGUAGCCGAUGGACUUUCACGAAUUCCCAUCGAGGCAGAGCGACGAAUAUCGGUUGCUGCACUAACUAUGACCGAGCUUAGACGAACGGAUCGUUUCCUAGUAAAUCUUUAUGAAGGUAAAUACCGCACUAUAGGAUUGCACCUAUCGGGCGUGGAGAGUUCCGAAUCGGAGAUCAUGAGACAGGCAGCACAGUAUUGCCUUAGAGUUGGGCAUCUGUUCCGACAACCUGUGGGAGCUGGGAUGCCUCUUCGGGUAGUCUGCGAUCCAGAGGAGAAACAGUCCAUAGUAGCAGAGCUACAUGACGGGGUGGUUGGGGGACAUAGAGGAGUGAAAGGUACGUAUGAGAAGGUUCGCCGGCUAUACUGGUGGGAAGAAUAGUACAAGGACGUUGAAAAGUACUGCGAGACUUGUGAG
This is a messenger RNA of Chara braunii, 3152 nucleotides long. The record is from the annotation of a GenBank genome assembly. Lineage: Eukaryota; Viridiplantae; Streptophyta; Charophyceae; Charales; Characeae.